Messenger RNA from Bufo gargarizans (Asiatic toad), 1778 nucleotides. RefSeq lists its product as uncharacterized. The coding region runs from base 315 to 1367 and encodes 350 amino acids. The transcript has 5 exons. Lineage: Eukaryota; Metazoa; Chordata; Amphibia; Anura; Bufonidae. The record is from RefSeq and is a predicted model, not a curated record.
GGGAAGGCAGCCUCGGGAGUUGUUUCCAGGGAAGAGUUUAACAACGUUCGUAACUAAAGGGUUAAGUUCACCUCAAGUUUCCGCCCACUCCCAGAAACCUUCGCUGAAUCUUUCUCCUUGUGUAAACAAACAAAGCCUGUGAGAUGUCUGCAGCCGAGGAGAGAGCCCUGAUGUCUGUGUAUUAGGAGGAGGAGAGGUCCGUGCCCUGAUGUCUGUGUAUUGGGAGGAGGAGAGGUCCGUGUCCUGAUGUCUGUGUAUUAGGAGGAGGAGAGGACUCUUCCAGACAUCUUGUGGAAUCCUAGACACCUGAAGUUAUGGGUCGCCUGGACGAUCAGGCAAAACACAGGAUUGUGGUGUUGAGAAAAGCCGGUCUCAGUUUUCGGAAAAUCAAAAAGGUCCUUGAGCUGGACAACAUAAAGGUGACACCACAAGCCAUCUACCUCUUCUUAAAACGUAAGAACAUUGAACCUGAGAAGUCUGUUGGUGCCACCCAGAACCUACCUACAAAAGGACAACCCUGGGAACAGGCCCAGCUCUGGAGCCUUCUGCAGGACAAUGGUGGCCAGAAAAAGGAGAGGGUUUCGCAGGUACCUAAUGCCCAGCAGACCACCAGUGAUGUCAAACCACAGGAUGGUCAAAAAGAUAACAUCAAAAUUGUGAGUGUGAUGUCCCUUUCUCAAGGAAAUCCAUCCCUGGAGCCACCAACCAACGCUCCAAGAACUGUGCCUCAGGCUGUCCCAGAAGGACAGAGAGUGCAGGACACACGAUCCGAUACUGUCCGCCCUACGCACCACCCCACCCUGAGCAUCGCUCGUCCCUGCCCUGCGUAUCAGGCAUCUCAUAAUCACGUCAACGGGAGAGCGAGGACGCCGCUGCCCGCCCCCAGGAACCCCGCACUGCUCGUUACAAAGAAGUUAGUGGACAAAGCCAUCAUCCUACAGAAGAAGGUCAUAUUCCAAAAUGGAGGUCAGACCUUGAAUCCAGGAGGAGCCUACCCACUUCCCGCAACAAGCCAGCAGCAGACUGCAAGACCAGCUGCCAAAGCAAGCGCUCAGAUAAAAGACGCGAGCACACAGACGGCACUUUCCUCCUUUCCUCCAACGAGGCCGGAAGCAAGCGGGGAGCAAUUGGACUCGAUAAGAGGGGAGCUGCACAGACUGACGCAAGUCAUGCAGACCCUCAUGGAGAGGCAGAAUCGGUGGGAACAAGAACAGAUGAGGCAGCGGCAGUGCAACCACCAGGAGGUGCUGUCACAGAUCCAACAGCUGGGGGCAAAACUUUUUCAAACCUGCGCGCCCUUCAGUGCUGGCCAAGAGACUGAGGCUCACUUGCCCGAUUUUGGACCUUUCAAGAUGGAGCUUUUGUGAAGGAACAUCCGCAAAAAUGGUGGAAGAGGACAGGAGAUCUCCAGACCUCAGGGCUCCAUGUUCAGUUGAGGCUGUGACUGUCUUGCCGUACAUUCCUCUGUAUAGGUAUUGUCAGUAGAUAGAGAUACACUGGAGAAGACUACGCGCACCUUGGCAUUGUAUGGUCUCGCUCCCCUCUGGUACCCCCAGUGGAUACAGAGGGGAGGGGAGCGGAUGAUGCUUGUAGGCCCCUUCAUAUCCUUUGGGGAUAGCUCAUUUGUCACACUCAGCGGGGGAGGGUCAUCAGUACUGGCUUCUUGGUGAAUCUAUCAAACCAUGUCAUACCCAUAUACCUUCUAAAAAUGCAACCCAGCCUUUUAUAAUGGGCAUCUUCAUGCAAUUUUUGCAUCAAAGUAAAAAAAAUAUAUAUAU